Messenger RNA from Trametes versicolor FP-101664 SS1, 2820 nucleotides. RefSeq lists its product as uncharacterized. The transcript has 11 exons. Bases 1 to 2820 code for a protein of 939 amino acids. NCBI's taxonomy places the organism in Eukaryota, Fungi, Basidiomycota, Agaricomycetes, Polyporales, Polyporaceae. The record is from RefSeq and is a predicted model, not a curated record.
AUGCCUGGACCUGGAAGAGACCGCCUGCGGUGCAUGGACUGCCUCGCUAGGCCGCAUCUCUGCCAGGAGUGCAUUCUCCAGAGCCACCGGGCCAUGCCCUUCCAUAGGAUCUGGCGGUGGCACGCAGGCAACGGGUUCUGGGAGACAAUCUCUUUGGCGGACCUCGGCGUGAGACUGUAUGGCGGGCGACACGACAAACCUUGCCCACAGGUGACUCGACCGGCUCGCGAGAUGGUGUUUGUGCACGAGAACGGCGUGACGACCAUGCCAUUCGUGUUUUGCGAAUGUACUGAAAACCUGAACUCGAACAAGCUCCUAGUUCCGGAGCCCUACCAACUGCUCGAGCAUGGGUUCUUCCCCGCCUCGUGGAAGGAACCUUGCACGGCCUUCACGAUGGGCCUGAUGCGCUCAUACCACCUGCUAUCGCUACAAACACACUGUAGCGCGGAAGAUUACUACAAGUACAUCAAGCGGACUACGGACAACAUAUCGCCAGACUCGGUUCCAGAUCGAUACAGGGAGCUCAACACAGCAGCUAGGGAAUUCACGUUCCUGCGGCAGUGUAAACGAUCCGGGCAGGCGCCUCACGGACAGAAGUCACCUGGCAAAGCCUCUGUGGCUCAAGACAGCCUGAAGGCCGGGUCUCUCGCGGUGCUAUGCCCGUGCUGCCCUCAUCCUGAGAAGAACAUGCGACCGGGCUGGGAGACCAGGGAUCCGACAUUCGGCUACGUGGACGCUCUGUUCUACUCCAUCGACGGUAACUUCCGCCAAAGCCUUCGCGCUAAACCGAUGGACAAGAACGAUGUGCCCAUGACAGAGGGCGCCGCGUACUUCAGCAACAACAAGGACUUCAAUCAGUAUCUGGACGACAUGGGCACUCCCGACGUUGAGGCUUCGUCGUGCCACAAGUUCGGAGCGAUGGGCUACACAGGACACACAGGAAAGGUCUCGGGCAUCGUCGCCCUUGCAUGUCGUCACAUGUUCAUGAUGGCACGCGGUAUCGUCGACUUGACGAAGGCGGAACAAUACCUCUAUGUGGACUUCGCGGUAGUCUCCGGUAUCCAACCUUUCGUAGGCCUGCGCCUCUUGAAACAAUCGUACGAUAUCAGCUGCCAGUACCUGAUCAACUUCAAUCAGCGUAUAUUGAAAUGGAAGGAGCGCUGUCCCAGCCUGCCGUCGAUCAAGUCACUGGACAUUCCGCGCCUGCAAGGCUAUGUUGGCGGGUGGCACGUCAACGCGCACAAGCCAGAGUGUCGGGUCAAGCAGUCUCCCGAGUUUCAUCCCGGCGCCGGCCGAUACGAGGGCGAGGGAAUGGAGCGAGUGUGGGCUGCGACUAACGAUCUGGCGCUUCGGACCAAAGAAAUGACCCCCGGACAUCGACAAGACGUGUUGAACGAUCAGUACUCCGAUCUCAACGUGAGGCGCGUGCAUGACCUAGGCCGAAGCCUCUUCGACAGGUGGAAAGAUGCGACAAAGUUCUUGGCGGAAACGACUGAGACCCUCCGAAAACUGGAAAGCAAGAUCCCGGACAGCUUGCUCAGUACAUGGCGCGCUGCGGAGGCCGAAUGGCUUGGCAAGGUCAUCGACAUCAACAACCACAAGGACCUGGACAACCCGUACAGCCCUCCGGCAGAUGCAGCCCUUUCCGAGGAGGCCAUCUCGUCCCUGCUUGCUGAAGAGUGCGGGGCGAAGUCGCACGUUCAGGGAGUCGGCAUUGUCGCGGCAAUACAAGGAAUGAUGGACGUCGAGCGGGAAAAGUUGAUUGUCGUUGAGGCGGUGCAAGGAGCCGAUCCCACCAAGUCUCGCGCGGUGAAUGCCCUGAGUAAAAGGGUACUGGCAUUGAGCCGAAAGUCCCAGAAGUAUGCAGGCGAGUUCGACAUCCACGUCGCUCCACUUCUCUCUGCUGCCGCAGAUUCCGUUCGUGUCGAGUCCGGACCCGGUGGGCUCCCCGUCACCCUUCCAGCCUCAUUCCCGCUAUGCAGCGAUGACGACGCGAACGGCGUACCCGGACAGAAGAAGCCCGCGAAAGGGCUCAUUGACGAUCUCGAUGGCGUCCGAGUCGAUCUACCUUCGAUGUACCACGUCAGGGUCCGCGAACAUAAGGAUGUUGCGGAGGUGGUCCAGAUCGAACGCAAACUGCGUGAAGGGCAAGCAAACGACACGCUCAGGACUUUGCGCACACACCUCACGGCGCUCUACAGCUUACAAGACCUCAAACAACAAGGCACUGGUCAGACUCACGGCAACCGAAUCAAGGGCAUGGCAGCUACGGAGAUCUCGAUCGGACGGCGCGCUAAGGAAGAGUAUCGUCGCGUGCGCCGCAUUUUGCGCGUUCUGGGCAUGCCGGAGGAUGAUAGUACGUAUCAGGUGCUCACGGACGAGGACGCGAAGCCCUUCGUUAUCACCCCAGAGCAGCAUCGUCGCGGGCAAAGCAGACAGCAGCUGAGUUGGCUCUGGGAGGACAUGGCGUAUAUUCAAGACCAACCGAAUGAGGAGAUUCAUGAAUUCAUGCUACAGAAAUCACGUCCACUCUGGUUCCGCCGGCGCGCAGCCAUGGCUCGAUGGCAGGAGGAAUUGCACAUUGUCCGUGAGGAGAUGUUCCGUUGCCUCCGCUUCUUCGAGAACGAGGAGCGUGUAUGGUUAACGAGAGCCACCGAGGCGGAGGGGGAACAUCGGGCAGGUGCGGCGGUGUAUAGUCGCAGACAAGCGCACCGGUACGAGCGCCUGAUGAAAGAUGCGCGCGCGCGGUUUCCGGGGGAUAUAGUCCAGGUGCGCGAGCUGAACAGUUUGAGUGUGGCGCAUGUGAUGACCGUUCAUUGA